AUGCGCGUCUCCUGUUUAUUCGUGUCUGUUGCUAUAAUGCUUGCUGGCGAGAUCCAGUCGCUCCCAGUUUUAGGUCUUGGAAGCCUUCCCCUCCUAGGAAACGACGGCCAAUUGGUCGACACUGUCUCAAACACCUUGCACCCGGUCACCGGCAACUUAACUGGCAAUCUUCUUGACGUCUCGGCCGACGGCGAUGUGCUCUCCGAAGUGGACCUAGUUGGUGACGAAGGACUCCUCAGCUCUGAAGGCCCCCUCGGUGGUAUCGUUGGCUCCCUACGACGCCGUCAAGGACUUAUGGUCCUUGACACUCUCGGAAGUGUUGCGAACGGUGUCCAAGUCAUGUCUGUUCUAGGAAGCGUGGGAUCGAUCUUGCCGGUUACUCAAGCUCUCACCUCCCAGGUCGGCGGGCUGAGCGGUGGUCUCCACAAGUCUGCGCCGGUCGCUGCUCUGCCCGUCGGACUCACCUCCCUCUUGAAGCGCGAUUCUACCGUCAAUUCGCUCCCGCUCGUCGGAUCAAUCCCCGGUGCCAGCAGCCUCCCCAGCCUUAGCAAACUGCCUUUGAUCAGCUCUCUCCCGAGCUUCAGCAGUCUUCCUUUGAUCAGCUCCGUCCCGAGCUUCAGCAGUCUCCCUCUGAUCAGCUCCGUCCCGAGCUUCAGCAGUCUCCCUUUGAUCAGCUCCGUUCCAGGCAUCAGCAAGCUUUCAUCAGGUCUUCCUAGCCCUGCCAGCCUCGGCAGUCUCCUCUGA
Puccinia triticina is the source of this 744-nucleotide messenger RNA. RefSeq lists its product as uncharacterized. The record is from RefSeq and is a predicted model, not a curated record. The transcript is spliced from 2 exons. Lineage: Eukaryota; Fungi; Basidiomycota; Pucciniomycetes; Pucciniales; Pucciniaceae. Bases 1 to 744 code for a protein of 247 amino acids.